GCUCGAAUUGGGUAGGUAGAUUGUAAACCGACCAUUUGAUUCCAGAGAAUGGCAUCACUGGCGGAGGGAGCCAGCGAUGGAUCAUGGAUUUCAAGUUGAUUGUAUGGACAACCAGUCUCGGGUGAUUGGGCGGGGAGGUCAAAAACGUGGAAAUCUUUUGCCAGUUGCCCCUCCGCUGUUCGGCCCCGCGCUGAGAGAGACAGCACUCAUCAUCAUCAACCACCCCCUUUCAACGAGAGAUAAAAAAUCCCCGUCCACAUCCAACCCCAAACCAGCAUAUUUCUGGAGAUUUCCAAGUCUACAAGGCAUACAUACGCCCUUCUCUGCGAGUGUACCGGAGCAAAUCCACACGAAAAUGGAUAAUAUCGCAUCCAUCCCAACGCCCCCGCACUGCACGGCGGACUUCUGCUUGAUUCCCAUUGGCACCGCGUCUCCAUCAGUGUCCGCCCAAAUCGCCGACGUCCAGCGCCUGGUCGAAAAAUCAGGCCUCAAAUUCGUCAUGCACUCUGCUGGAACAACCCUUGAGGGCCCUUGGGAUAAAGUUCAUCAAGUCAUUGGCCAGGCGCAUACCAUUCUUCACCAGCAGGGAAUUGUGAGGAUUCAGACGGAUAUUCGGGUUGGAUCGAGAACCGACAAGGAGCAAUCGUUUGAAGAUAAGGUCAACAAGGUCAGGUCGUUGCUGGGAAAAGAGUAAAUAUUGUGGAGUAAGAAUAUAAGUGGUCGGUCC
This is a messenger RNA of Aspergillus homomorphus CBS 101889, 727 nucleotides long. RefSeq names its product thiamine-binding protein. Gene Ontology annotation, cellular component: cytosol. The coding region runs from base 77 to 694 and encodes 205 amino acids. Lineage: Eukaryota; Fungi; Ascomycota; Eurotiomycetes; Eurotiales; Aspergillaceae. The transcript is spliced from 4 exons. The record is from RefSeq and is a predicted model, not a curated record.